Symbiodinium sp. CCMP2592 is the source of this 2271-nucleotide messenger RNA. The record is from the annotation of a GenBank genome assembly. NCBI's taxonomy places the organism in Eukaryota, Dinophyceae, Suessiales, Symbiodiniaceae.
AUGAAUGCAGAAGAAGGAGUUGGUAACACGACCACUUCAGAUCCACCGGAAAAGUAUGAGCCAAACUCCAAAUUUGCUCUCAAGCUUCCCAGCGACAUCGAUACGACUGAACGGAACACCUUCUCCGGCAACGAUCUGGAGACCUACAUCGCUUCCUACGCCACAGUGCCAAGCUUUCACACUGAUAUCACUUCGGAGGGAUGCUGCAGAUGUCUGGUGAUCGUCGAAGACUCGAAGGUCAGACGAGUGUGGAAUGUUGUCGUUCUCUUUCUGUUGCUAUAUACCGCGACAUAUUUUCCGUUCCAGCUUUGCUUCAUUGACCUUCGUGUCCCCAUCGAAAUCUCAAAGGUGGAGGAGCUCUUUGAUCGCCCAGUCGACUUUUUAGUCAAUUGCCUGUUCUACCUCGACCUUAUCCUGAACUUCUUCAUAAGCUAUCGGGAUGCGACGGGGGUCGAAGUGGUGGAUCUGAGGAAAACCUCCUGGUGCUACUUCAGGACUUACUUUUGGCCGAAUUUGGUGGCUUGCAUCCCGCCGCAGCUCAUAGAAGCGAUGUUCCAAUCAGAUGUGCGGGGUGACAUAUUGGAGGUGGCGCGUUUCAGCCGUUUGCAGCGGAUCUCCCGCCUCGCACGGCUAGUACGCCUCGUACACCUCUCGAAGCUCCUGAGAUUCAUGGAUGACAGUCCCGUUAUGAUGCAGCUGAGAAACCUCCGGGGUGUGCGGAUUAUCAACCUAUUUUGUACACUGUCCUGGGUUGCGCACAUGGUUGGCUGUGGCUGGUACCUUUGCGCAGCACUGAACGGCUCCACAGCGCUGGAGGAUACCUGGCUCGGCAUGCGCGUCAUCGACUCCAAGGGUUCCACGCUGCUCUACAAAAGCGAUGGAUCACGACAAGACCCCGAGGUUCAGUGGCUCAAUGCUUUCUACUUCGUCCUCACCGUCUUCACUACUGUGGGGUUUGGAGACAUGUCAGCUUAUACACAAGCUGAAAUGGGAUAUGUUUGUGGGACAAUGCUCUUGGGCGCCAUCGUGAACAGUAUCAUCCUGAACGAAGUCAUCGGAACACUGACCCGCCUGGACGAGAGCGCCUCGCGUGUGGUGCAGCAGAUUCAGGUUGUUCAGGAUUUCUCCGAGCACUGCAAUCUCAGCAAGACCCUGCGAAAACAGCUGGUCAAGUGGGCACGCGAGAGCCGUGCCGACAAGCACGACUGGGACAGAGCAUGGAUGCGCGAGCUACUGACGAACGGGGUGAUGCCGAACCACCUCGUGCGGCAGCUGCCUGCUGCGAUCUUUGCAGGGAAGCUGCUCAAGAACAGGUUUGUUACGGUUUGCCGACCACACUUCAACGACGUUCUGCCACCGCGGUUUCACAUGAUUCUGGCAUUGAAUCUGGACGUCCAGGAUUUCGAGCACCACCAGAUCGUCUACUACUGCUACGAUCAGGCGUUCGGGCUCUUCCUGGUGGCACGAGGCAUAUUUGCUGCAGUCGCGAAGCCUGGAGCGGCUGGUGGGCACAUCGAGAAGUUGGAUUGGUUGCGGACCAUUGAAGAUGAGCUCAAGAGGAAGCACCGCGAGCGGCUGAAGGCUCCUACACAGGAGUUCCUGAGACAACGCAUUGAAGAGAAGAACGUGCUCUGGCAGCGGCAACUAGAAAGGCUGUCCCCAUACCAGCUGUUCGGCGAGGGCACGUAUUUUGGUGAUACGGAGGUGCUGUCCAAGUUCAGCACCCACCAGCGGCAUGCGACGGUUCGCUGCGAGUCGGAGCACGGUGGGUCCUUGCUCCAGCUCCACAAGGACAAGCUUCACCAGCUCAUGUCAGAUUUCCCUCACUGUCAGCGAGCCUGGCAUCUCGAGGCUACCAGGCAUGAAGUUCGCCGGCAAGCGAAGAUACAGCUUCUCACGAAGUCUUUAGACCUCUACGAGUUGGCUACCCUGGAGAUCCAGCGGGCCGUGGUGGCCGUGUGGCAAAGAAAGAGGAAGGGCUACCAAAAGCUCCGCAAGAGGAAAGAGCAGGAGAGUGAAGUGGUAUCUGCCACCUGCGACGUGGAAGAGCUGGGAGGAGGAGCUCAGCAAAUUGCCGAGCUUGGGGCAGAGGUCCAAGAUGUGAAGAGCCAGAUGAUCACGAUGAGUCACCAGGUCAGAGAUCUGCAAGUCUCCAUGUCUCAGGUGCAGGAAUCCUUAGCCACCAUCGCCGCCUUUAUCCGAGAAAACCCGCCUGAGAAGGCUUCAAGGCCACCACCUUCAGCUCCUGGCUGGGAAGUCUCGCGCGUGUGA